This is a messenger RNA of Alternaria rosae, 1996 nucleotides long. RefSeq lists its product as uncharacterized. The transcript has a single exon. Bases 478 to 1767 code for a protein of 429 amino acids. NCBI's taxonomy places the organism in Eukaryota, Fungi, Ascomycota, Dothideomycetes, Pleosporales, Pleosporaceae. The record is from RefSeq and is a predicted model, not a curated record.
CCCCCCGCCCAAUCACGACGCGCCCUCGCCCUCUGCGCCCGCGUGUGCAAAACCCGCCGGGCUCCAAGCGCCCGCGUCACUCGUUUCAUCCACUCGCCUGCUCGUCCACGCAGAGCCACACAGACACCGCAGUCACCUGCCACCAGACGCUGCUAGCCAGACCCUCCGCCCGCCAUGCAAUGCCUAUUGUCCACUCGGCGCCUCGGCUGGCUCUAUUCUCAGAACAUAGGCGACGAUGGGUGGACACGAUAGAGCCCGACUGUUCCCAUCCCGCCGUGAGGAACGUCACUUGCGGCUCCUCGAGUCUAGUUCUUGCAGGUAGAUAUACCCAAGGUAGGGCGUGUCUUUGUCUGUUCCAUUGUUUCGUACUCUGCUUCCGUAUCGCUCUCUCAUUGCUUUGUUUCAUUCCGAGUCACUUGAGGUUCGCAGGCCCGACCUCUUGAACGUAAUACCGCCACAACUUCCAUUUUCACCACCAUGGCUCCAGUCACGCCCUCUCCCAGGCUCUCGAGGAUGUCCCUCGCGUGCCUUUUCCUAUCCCUCAUCACAACGACACACGCGUCCAGUCUCUUCCUCCGCCAAGCAGAAACAUGUGGAGGGAACGCAGACCUCCAACAGUGCGGAUCCGACUUCCCUUCCUCUUUUUGCUGCCCCAAAGACUCAACCUGCAUGUCUCUCAACGGUGGAGACGUACAAUCAGUCAUCUGCUGUCCAUCCGGUUCGGACUGCGCCUACAUCCAGCCUACCACCUGCGACACCACGCAGCUGAACGCUACGCUCCAUCCAGACAACCAGAUGCAUCUCUCAGAGACCGACGGCAUUGACCUGCCCAAAUGCGGCGACAAGUGCUGUUCGUUGGGCUACACAUGCCAGGGCACUAUGUGUGCAAAGGAUACCUCACCAUCGUCAUCCCCGUCUCCAACUUCAACCGCAAACCCAACACCCUCCUCCACCAGCCCAGCGUCCGCCUCCCAAACCUCCGACUGCUCAGCCACCGCACCACUCCAAACAAAGCAGGGCUUCGAUGGCCGGUCCUUCGCAGCUGGCUUCUUCCCCGGCAUAGUCAUCGGCGCCCUCAGCACCCUCGCCCUGAUCUGGAUCAUCAAGAAAAGGCGCGAGUCACAAUCCAAAGAGCGCUACUCCGGCGACUUCGGCCAUGUAGCACGUCAAAUCAGCGACCCAAUCUACGACCCCCAGCACGCCGCCCGGACCGACUUCAUGCGCCGGGGCAGCCACUCCGCGCAUUCGAGCCCCAACUCCACCGACCGAAUCGUCCAAGGCAUGAAGAAAACAAAUGUCAACCCGCCCGUCCACGGCUUCACCCCCAGAAUAAAAAGCAUGUGGGACCGCACCCCCAAACUGAAUUUUGGCUUCACGGGCGGUCUUCCAUCGAACCCUGCACCUCUCCACCCUCCUCCCGUGCGCGCAGGGAACUACACAGAUCCGUACCAGACCCCGCCUCCGAAACCCAAACGCAUUCAUUCUGCUAGUCGGCGCUCGAGUUCCCUUCGUACCAGCACGCAGACAUUCAACACACAGCAAGGGCAACAGCGUCCGAAUGUGGCGCGCAGCGGCAGUUCAGAGACCAUUGAUGUCCUGAUGCCAGCACCGAGUUUCCUGGCUCCCCCACAGGCACCUGGUAUGCGGCGCGACAAUCGCUUCACGGCGGACUCGGCGAACACCACGUUCACGAAGCUCAUGGAGCGGGCGGGGUUUGACGAAGGUGGGCGGCAGGAGGUGAGGGAGUGGAGGACGCCCAGAGUAUAGGCGCUGCAGCACCUCCUUUCGGUUUGUCGGUCCACUCGUGUGAUGCUUUUUCUCUUCUCUUCGUACAUAUGUUCUUCCCUCUUUGCUAUUAUUUCCCUCUCUUUGUUAGCGCUGGCGUUUUGGACCUUCUUUACACUGGGCUGGCAUACUCAUUGCAUGUGCGUUUGCAUUUGGUUCUGGCGUUUGUGCCUCUUUUUAGCAUGAUACCACACAGGCUGGCCUUUCGUCG